This is a messenger RNA of Zalophus californianus (California sea lion), 342 nucleotides long. Its product is annotated as 40S ribosomal protein S24-like. The transcript has a single exon. Gene Ontology annotation, cellular component: ribosome. Gene Ontology annotation, molecular function: structural constituent of ribosome. Gene Ontology annotation, biological process: translation. The record is from RefSeq and is a predicted model, not a curated record. NCBI's taxonomy places the organism in Eukaryota, Metazoa, Chordata, Mammalia, Carnivora, Otariidae. Bases 31 to 342 code for a protein of 103 amino acids.
AUGACCAACCGACUACUUCAGCAGAAAUAGAUGGUCACUGAUGUUCUUCACCUGGGAAAGACAGAAAUUCUGGAAAAACUAGCCAGAAUGUACAAGGCCACACCAGAUGUCAUCUUUGGAUUCAGAACCCAUUUUGGUGGUGGCAAGACAACUGGCUUUGGCAUGAUUUAUGAUUCCUUGGAAUAUGCAAGGAAAAAUGAACCCAAACAUAGACUUGCAAGACAUGGCCUAUAUGAGAUGAAAAAGACGUCAAGAAAACCUCAAAAGGAACCCAAGGACAGAAUGAAGAAAGUCAGGUGGACUGCAAAAGCCAGUGUUGGUGCUGGCAAAAAGAAGGAGUAA